AUGGCUUUCCCUUUUGUUGGGUACUUGUUUAAGCGGCUGUAUCCGCCGCCUCAAUGGCAGUUGAUAGAUGUUCUCCCACAAGCCCGAUCCCUGCACAGCGCGGCUGCCAUCGAGGAGAAGAUGUAUGUGGUGGGAGGAUGCUCCGCGGACCGAUACUUGAACGAUGUGCUGGUUUUGGACUUGGGAAGCUUGAAGUGGUCGACAGCCCAACCUUGUCCCGUGUCGUGCGCCGGCCAUUGCCUGUUAGCAGGUGGAAGAACGCUCUUUCUCGUUGUUGGCAUUCCGUCUGAUGAAAAGAUGCGCGUCUAUGAAUUUGACACGAAUAUCAAUGAGUGGUCACUUGUGGAAACGGCGGGAGACAUUCCGGCUGCAACUCGUGGUCACUCCGCCACCCUGGUCGGGAGCAAAAUAUGGGUGUAUGGCGGUGUGGACUUUCAGGGUCAGCUGCAGCCUCGGGUACAUGCACUCGACCUGGAAAGCAAGCAGUGGGAGCUGGUUAACGCAAGUGGCUCCAUCCCGCCACCGCUUGCUUUCCAUGCUGCGGUGCAUAAAGGCGAUCAUCUCUACCUUUUUGGAGCUGGUUCAUCUGGCUUUUGCAAGAACCUAUACGCACUGAAUCUCGUAAAUCGUCAAUGGUCCUGGUAUCCAGAUCAAGGUCCGACCCGCGUACCUGCAGCACGUUUUGCAACUGCUGCCACUGGAGACGAGUGCUAUCUUGUUGGUGGCGCUACAGAAGAAACCAUGCGACUGAACAUGGAGUCUUUGAAGUGGACCGUAGUGUGCGCUGAACCUCGUUUGGCUACUGACAGCCUGAGCAUGGUGCACGCGAGAAUCAAGGGUCGAGGCGCUCUGAUUGCUUCAGGGGGAAAUCCGUUUAGCGUCUUUCUACUCAAGACUAUGAAGUCAUAUCCAGUGCUGCCGCAUCCGAUGGGCAAGUGCCAGGUCAGGGGCGUAGACGGGUCACUUCUGGCGCUGUUUGAUAUUCCAGACGCAGGGGAGCAGGCUCUUGAGAUUACAGACAGGGCGUGGAGGAAGGUGGGGGACAGAGGCUUCUUGGUGAGGGACGGCCGUCCUCUGGAACGUAACGCCGCCAUCUUUCCCGGAGACGAGCUAACAUUCCACCGGAGUGAUUCUGUUGGAGUAGCUAGCAUUCAACGUAACAGAACGUGUGAGGUCCAUCUCAUGACACUUGAAGACUGUAAGCUUGUCCUCGCCCGGGUGAAGAUCGAGGUUAUGAGAGGGGAAGGGUGGCUAAACCCACGGGAGGAAAUCGAGUGCGAAGCCUUCGCAGGGUGGAAUAGCAGGAGGCCACGGGAGAUGGUAACGUACCUGGAGGAGCAUGCCAAAGUUGGCGAUCUUUUCAGGCUGCCGCAUGUAGUUGACGGCGAUGGCAUAGACUUCGUGCAGGAGAUAUGGAGCUCGACCGCGGGUGAGGAGUUCCCCUACACCCUCCGCUUCGCGCUGGACGUGAUGCUCGUGUACAUGUGUGUGGCCGAGGACGUCAUCAUUGGCUACUCUAUCAAGGAAGAGAUUAACGAGCUGCACAUAUGGAGGGCGCUCGUGAUGUUGCUGGGAGUGAACAUCAAAUGCCGCACCCUCAAGCCGUGGGUGGUGAUCACGGACCUCAAAGACGAGUGGCACUUCGCGUGGAUGGACUGGCCACGCAUGUACGUGUGCAAGGCGCGGAGCAGGAGCCAGGGACUGGGGAUUGUCCAGGACCUGUGCAACGACUACAACCUGGUGACAUCGCCUGAGACGGCCGGCGUGCUCUCGAACCUGCCCAGCGUCUACACUCGCGCUUGCUCGGGGUUCAAGUGUGAUUUUGAUGAGGAGACACGGCUGAUGUUCUCCCCUCACCCGGUUGCGGUUUGGAGGAACGACACACUCGAGCCAUAUAGACCUGAGGGGGAAGGGUAUUAGCUUAUCAACUUUGGUGGUAAAUGUUUUAGUAGCCAAGUUUGAG
Selaginella moellendorffii is the source of this 1963-nucleotide messenger RNA. RefSeq lists its product as uncharacterized. The transcript is spliced from 11 exons. Gene Ontology annotation, molecular function: protein binding. The record is from RefSeq and is a predicted model, not a curated record. The coding region runs from base 1 to 1920 and encodes 639 amino acids. NCBI's taxonomy places the organism in Eukaryota, Viridiplantae, Streptophyta, Lycopodiopsida, Selaginellales, Selaginellaceae.